This is a messenger RNA of Spirodela intermedia, 2422 nucleotides long. The record is from the annotation of a GenBank genome assembly. NCBI's taxonomy places the organism in Eukaryota, Viridiplantae, Streptophyta, Magnoliopsida, Alismatales, Araceae.
AUGUCUUGCCACAUGAUCAACAGGUGGACCUUCUCCGGCCUUGUUGGGGCAUUCCUGGAUCUGGCAUUGGCGUGGUUCAUGCUCUGCGGGGCCACAGUGGCCUUCCUUACGACGAAACUCCUGGAGCUCUUCGGCCAACGCCUCCCAUGCCCCUGCCAGGGGCUCUUUGGGCGCCCCGAUGAGCAGUGCCUUCAGGAGAUGCUUGCUCUCUAUCCACCCCGGAAGAUCUCACAUGUUCAGAUGUCUCUACGGAGACGAUUUCCCUUUAGCCCUGCUUGGCCCCUGGAAGAAGGCACCUCCUGUCAUUUUGAUGUGUGUAGGGAUGAAGCCCAGAAUGACGAGGUUCUCGAGACGGCUGGAGAGGAGGCCUCCGUCUCCAACUGGAACAAUGUCAAUGGGCACCGACUAAGCUAUGGCGAUUCUCCGUCAGUGGAUAAAGGAGACGGGCUUCUCCAUGGUGCUUCGGUUAUUAGGAGAAGUGGUAUAGUUAAUCUGCACUCACUGCCAGAACUGAGGCGGCGGCGCUGCAAUGUUGCUGCAGAGCCAAGGAAGUCAAAGCCCUGUGACUCGCCCUCCGAGUCGCUGUCAUCUUGCCAAGGGCCUCGGCAUUCUCCAGGUACCAUGGCUGAGGAAACUGUGAAAUCUCUGAGUUCAGCAUCUGAGUGUUAAUUUUUUUCCUUUUGUUUUUUAUCAAUCGUUCAUUAUCUAUAUUUAGAUUUUAGCUGUUUUGAGUUCUAUCCAUGACAUGAACAAUUCUGACCUUUCAGGAAAGAUCGAGUCCUCUGCUAGAGGCGAGGUAGAUGCUCUUAGUGUGGGAUCAAUCAAGCAGCUGACCAGAUGUGGGGCCACAGAAAAUGACUCAGUAAGUGGGGUUCUUGCAGAGAAUAGAUGCAAAGAAGGUGGUAUCAGUGCUAUCAGAAUCUUGGAGCAGGCGCUAGAAGAAGAGCAAGUUGCUCGUUCUUCUCUGUAUCUCGAGUUGGAGAAGGAAAGGAGUGCCGCUGCCACUGCGGCAGAUGAGGCCAUGGCCAUGAUACUGCGGCUCCAAAAGGAAAAGGCAUCAAUAGAGAUGGAAGCUCGGCAAUACGAGAGGAUUGUAGAGGAAAGAACUGCUUAUGACGAAGAAGAGAUGAACAUUCUUAAAGAGAUCAUUGUGAGGAGGGAAAGAGAAAACCAUGUCCUAGAGAAAGAAGUCGAGCUGUACAGGCAGAUGAUACUCUCUGGAGAUGGGAGCCAACAACAGCCUUCAGAUGAGCUUCAUGAUGUAAUCAAAAUGACAGGAGUAAGGCUAAAUUAUUCUUUUGAGUUUGACAGGGACACAGAAAUACCACAGGAUUCUAAGUUUGCAACAGAGGGCAGAAUGGUAGACAGUGACUCUGGCCACCUGGGCAACCUCCUUCACACUGCAAAUCUCACUGAAAAUGAUGGUGGGCCUCCGGACUGCGUCACACAUGGCAGUGGAAAUCGGUAUAUUACUCCUUUAGCCAGGGAUGAAGAGGGAAAAUGUAGUAGAACUGGUGAUGAACAACCUUCUGGGGCUCUGGUUGAGGAUAUCUGCUGUCUGAGUCCUUGUUAUGACACGCUCUCUCAUUCCUCCGAGAUUCAUGGGCAAAAAAAAUCAGGGGCUUCUCUCGAAUUGCCUACGGAUGCUCAGGAGAAGGGCAUAUUAGCUGGUGAUCUGUGCGCGUCCUGGCAGAGCCAAGCAUUUGGUUCGCAUCCGUUGGACACUUCAGAAGAUAUUUCUCAUAAUGAAGCUCAUGUUUCUCUUAAUAAAGUUGAGAAGACUGAUUUUGAUGGUUCCGGCUGGCUCCCUCGUGAUGAAGCAGGUCAGGAUAAUCAACUCGAUGGAGAUGGAAGAGGGUUCAACAUUUGUGAUGCUCAUUUGGAGUCUGAACCGGCUGUUCUUGAUGUCCAUAUUACUGACGAGGAGAUGAAUAUAGCUGGAAAUAGGCAUGCAAAUUGCUUUUCUCAGGUCGCUAGGGGAUCUGAUAACUCAAUUUGUGAUGCUUUUUCUAAACCUGAUGGAGGUAGGAAGGUUGACCUAACAAGAAGGUACUCGGGUAGCACCUGUUUGGAAGCUGACCGAAAUGUUCGUAGGAGCAUCUCAGGCUCGAGAAGAGCACUUCUGCCGGUAAACAUGUCAUGUGACAGCUUCUCACUUUCCAAUUUAAGGAGGAAUUCAAUGUCUGCGGUUGACAGGGAGAGAUCUAAACUAGAAGCUGAAGUUGAGUUUCUGAGAGACAGGCUAAGGAUUAUCCAAGAUGGAAGGGAGAAGCUAAACUUGUCUGAGCAUAAGGAGAAAGAGAAUUGCCAGUUAAAAUUGUUGGAGGAAAUUGUCUCUCAACUAUGUGCAAUCAGGAAACUUGCUAGACCUGGAAAACCAAUAAGCCAGGUGUCAUCAGAUUCACCAACGUCCAAGGUUUGA